Molecule: messenger RNA, 386 nt
Organism: Closterium sp. NIES-67
Lineage: Eukaryota; Viridiplantae; Streptophyta; Zygnematophyceae; Desmidiales; Closteriaceae
Source: the annotation of a GenBank genome assembly
AGAUGAAGAAAUGGGGAGCAUCAUCGAGAACAACACGUUUGACUUGGUGAACCUACCUCCGGGGCGUAAGGCGAUUUCUUCCAAGUGGCUCUUCAAGCGCAAGACCGACGCCGACGGCAACAUUGAGCGCUACAAGAGCAGACUUGUAGCCAAGGGGUAUCAGCAGCAAGAGAAGAAGGACUACAAUGAAGUGUAUGCCCCUGUGAACCAGAGGACAUGACAAGUGUGGGAGGCUUCAUCUGCUGUGUUGGUGGAGGCCCAACAGCUUGGGAGAGCAAGAAACAAGUGGACCAAGCAUUGAGCUCGGUGGAGUCCGAGUACAUGGCACUCUUCCGUGCCAUAAGAGAGGUUGUGUGGCAGCGGCGUUUGCUAGCUGAAUUGGGGGA